GGUGUACGAGCGGCACGGGGAGCCGGCCGACGUGCUGCAGUUAAAGGACCUAGAGCUUGGAGAACUAGGGGGUUCUGGGGUCCACGUUAAGAUGCUAGCCGCCCCCAUCAAUCCAUCAGACAUCAACAUGAUCCAAGGGACUUACGCCCUUCUGUCUGACUUGCCUGCAGUAGGAGGAAAUGAAGGUGUUGGAGAAGUAAUAGAAGUUGGCAAUCAUGUGACUUCUUUGAAGCCUGGUGAUUGGGUAAUCCCAGGAGAUGCAGGACUUGGAACGUGGCGAACAGAUGCAGUGUUCACGGAGGAAAAGUUGAUGAAACUCCCAGGUGACAUCCCUUUGCUCUGUGCUGCCACUCUGAGUGUCAACCCCUGCACAGCCUAUCGGAUGCUAUCUGAUUUUGAGACCUUGGGGCCUGGUGAUUCUGUUAUCCAGAAUGCAGCCAACAGUGGUGUAGGACAGGCUGUCAUCCAGAUCGCAGGAGCCAUGGGCAUCAAAACAAUCAAUGUUAUCAGAGACAGACCUGACCUCCAAAAACUGGUAGAUAGACUGACGGCACUUGGUGCGGACUACGUCAUCACAGAAGAGAUGCUGAGAAAGCCAGAGAUGAAAGAAUUAUUUAAGAAAGUCCCAAAGCCCCGGCUGGCUCUGAACUGUGUUGGAGGGAAAAGUGCUACUGAGAUGUUGCGCCUUUUACAGCAUAAAGGGACCAUGGUUACAUAUGGUGGAAUGGCAAAACAACCUGUGACUGCCCCCGUGAGUGCAUUAAUCUUCAAGGAUGUGAAGCUGCGUGGGUUUUGGAUGACCCAAUGGAAGAAAGACCAAGCUCAUAACAAGGACAGACUGACUGGAAUGAUUCAGACUUUGUGUGAUCUUAUUCGUAAAGGGCAGCUCAGUGCUCCAACCUGCACAGAGAUUCCACUGAAGGACUACCUAAUAGCCAUAGAGGCUUCCAUGAAGCCAUUCAUCUCAGCGAAACAGAUACUUGUUAUGUGAUCUUCAGCAAUGGAAUAUCAUCCUUGUUUCCAGAGGAUUUUUAAGAGGGGGCUGAAUCAUAGUCAGUUCUGGUCAUAUCAGAGACCCUGUAACUGGCUCCCAGCUGGUUUCAGGGAUGUUGCAUUCAGUGAUCUUGUCUCCUGAAGAGGAGGAAUCUCUAAAAUUUGUCAGUUGAGUUCACUUGAAGAGUACAAAAACCCACUCUGAAAUUUUGUGUGCACUGAACAUGAUUCUUGGAAGCAAAUUAUCUGUUUUUGGAGCUGAAUGCUGUUCUUUCCUCAGCUGAAAUUAGUUUCAUUGAAAUAAAGUCAGUAGUUUCUAAGGAGCAACCCCAGGGAUCCUAAAAAUGUGAAGGGAAAACCAAUCCACUCCUGGAUUAUUGCUUACUGAAAUUGGCAGUCAGCAAGGAGACAGAUAGAAGCAGGUUUUGCUGGUUGUGCAUCUUCACCUACUCUGGAAAGCAACAGGGCUCCCAGGAAAUUGUCAGUGCAACCUUUUAGUAUAAAGUUGACCAUCCCAGAGCAUGCCAUUGGCAAGGAAGCCUCUCUUCCUUUCUCCAUGGCUGGUUCACCUGAAGAUACUUCCAGAAAUGAAAAACUGACCUGGGUCAAACCCCCAUGCCAUCAUCAUAUACAUUACUUAGCAGGGGGACUUCAUCUAUAAUUUGCUAGUAAGGUCAGAGCUAGAGGUGCACUGAUAUACCAGUCCAUAUCGGAUCAGCACUGAUAAAAGGAAAAUUAAUAAUAUUGGCAAUCAGCUUUUGUUGGCCAAUAAUGUCACCGAUAAAUGUCGCAUGCAUGCACGUGU
Molecule: messenger RNA, 1798 nt
Organism: Alligator sinensis (Chinese alligator)
Lineage: Eukaryota; Metazoa; Chordata; Crocodylia; Alligatoridae
Gene: MECR
Product: mitochondrial trans-2-enoyl-CoA reductase
Exons: 10
Coding region: 92-991 (299 amino acids)
Biological process (GO): fatty acid metabolic process
Cellular component (GO): mitochondrion
Molecular function (GO): trans-2-enoyl-CoA reductase (NADPH) activity
Source: RefSeq, a predicted model, not a curated record